Messenger RNA from Zophobas morio, 611 nucleotides. Its product is annotated as RNA polymerase II subunit A C-terminal domain phosphatase SSU72-like. Gene Ontology annotation, cellular component: nucleus; mRNA cleavage and polyadenylation specificity factor complex. Bases 61 to 588 code for a protein of 175 amino acids. Gene Ontology annotation, molecular function: RNA polymerase II CTD heptapeptide repeat phosphatase activity. NCBI's taxonomy places the organism in Eukaryota, Metazoa, Arthropoda, Insecta, Coleoptera, Tenebrionidae. Gene Ontology annotation, biological process: termination of RNA polymerase II transcription. The record is from RefSeq and is a predicted model, not a curated record. The transcript is spliced from 7 exons.
ACUUAAUGAAAUGCUAAAUAUCGGUUUGCCGUAGUUUGUUCUAGCAAUCAAAAUCGUAGUAUGGAUGCGCACAGUACUUUAAGGAAGCACGGCUACAACGUAGAAUCUUUUGGAUCAGGUGUUUGCGUUAAACUUCCUGGAAAAAGUAUUGAUAAACCGGUGAUAUAUGAGUUUGGGACGCCUUACAGCUUAAUGUAUAACGAAUUGGUAAAUACUGAUAAAAAUUUAUAUCAAACCAACGGCGUUCUUAAUAUGUUAGAAAGGAAUAUGAAAAUUAAAGAUCAUCCCGAACGAUUCCAGACCACAAAUUUACAAUUUGACGUGAUUAUUACUUGUGAAGAACGCGUUUUUGACCAAGUUAUACAAGCGAUUGACGAAUGGCAAACGGAUCAUUUAGAAAUUGUUCACAUUGUUAAUGUGGAUAUCAAAGAUAAUUUUCACGACGCUUUUAAGGGAAGCCAACACAUUCUUGAGUUAUGCCAGAUGAUUGAAAAGACGGACGAUUUAGAUGGGAAUAUGGAAAGUAUUUUAAAAAAAUUCGCUCAAACAAGGAAAAGGAAGAUCCUUCACUCUGUAGCUUUUUAUUGAUCUGAUUUCUUAUUUUACUUUGA